This is a messenger RNA of Lactuca saligna, 1065 nucleotides long. NCBI's taxonomy places the organism in Eukaryota, Viridiplantae, Streptophyta, Magnoliopsida, Asterales, Asteraceae. The record is from the annotation of a GenBank genome assembly.
AUGCUACCACCGCCAACCGGCGCAUCUUCUAAUCGCCCACGCCGUCGUCCUGACCUAACCCUACCCUUGCCCCAGCGUCAACCCCAAAUUGCCGUCCCUCUCCCUCUCCCACCCUCUUCAGCCCCUAGUUCCACCACCUCGCAACUCAUCUCCAACUCUAAACAGCAGCCCUUCAACAUUUCCGAACUCGACCGUAUGAACAGAAUCGGCAGCGGUAGCGGUGGAACCGUCUAUAAAGUCCUCCACCGCCCUACCGGCCGCCUAUUCGCACUGAAAGUAAUCUACGGAAACCACGAAGACGACGUGCGCCGCCAGAUCUGUCGCGAAAUCGAGAUCUUGCGUGACGUCGAUAACCUCAAUAUCGUCAAGUGUCAUGACAUGUUCGAUCACGGCGGUGAGAUCCAAGUGCUUCUUGAAUACUUGGACGGCGGAUCCCUUGAAGGAACUCACAUCUCCAAUGAAGCCUCUUUAGCCGAUCUCACCCGUCAAGUUCUCUCAGGCAUAUACUACCUCCACCGCCGGAAGAUUGUCCAUCGUGAUAUUAAACCCUCAAAUCUUUUAAUUAAUUCGAAAAAGCAAGUAAAGAUUGCCGAUUUCGGGGUUUCAAGAAUCUUGGCGCAAACGAUGGAUCCUUGCAAUUCGUCUGUAGGUACUAUCGCCUACAUGAGUCCGGAAAGAAUAAACACAGACCUGAAUCACGGCAAAUACGACGGGUACGCCGGAGAUAUUUGGAGCUUAGGUGUAAGCAUUUUGGAAUUUUAUUUGGGCCGUUUUCCUUUCGCCGUAGGGAGACAAGGUGAUUGGGCUAGUCUUAUGUGUGCAAUUUGUAUGGCACAACCACCAGAAGCACCAGCGACGGCGUCUCGUGAAUUUCGAGAUUUUGUGUCAUGCUGUUUGCAAAGAGAUCCAGCGAAGAGGUGGACGGCGGCGCAGUUAUUGCGCCACCCAUUCGUCAGCGGCGGCUCACCAGGAAAUGGGAACCAUACCAGUAAUAAGCAGGUGCAUCCCACCCAUCAACUACUUCCUCCACCUCCUCUUCGUCCACAUUUUUCUUCAUCGUCUUGA